AUGUAAUAAUAGACCUAAAAAUCUUCUAAUCAAUCCAAUGAGAAAAAGACUAAUAAAAUAGGUAAGCCAAAGGGAAUGAAUUCUUCAAAACCAUUAGAGAAAACUAAUGCUUGGAGUUCUAACUAAUAGAGCACAUAAGCUAUUUAAACUCUUUCUCGGCUUGGAAGAUUUAUUUGUUUUUAACAAACAGGAACAAAAAAGCCAGUUUAAGAUUAGAAUAUGUAAAUUAAAGGAAAAAAGAAACAAAACUAACAAGAGAUACCUGGGAUAUUUCUUAAUAAUAUUGAAAUACAAAUAGCAAAACUCAUAGGUGAUUAUUGUCUAGUUACACAAAAUUCUAAUAAAAAUUGUAUUGUUUUCUUUUUUAGCUCUACUCAUCCUGAAUUUUAGAUUAUAGAUGGUGUUCCAGUUCUGAUAAAUAACUAUGAAAUUUAUGGAAAUUAUCCUCCUUUAUAAAAAUUAGCGCCAAUGUUAAAUUAAAAAUUUUUAAAUGAAUACCAUUAGUAUUUGCGAUAUCAGGAUGGUUUAUUGUAAGUAUUUAACCUUCAUAACUUUUUUCAUGAAAACAAUAAUAAGAAUUUAAAGGAUGCUGAGACUAUUUUGCAAAGUCUUUUUACUAAAUAUUUAAUCUAAUUCUAAAAUGACACAGAUUUACUAGAAAAAAAAAAAUUUGAAUAAAAGGUAGAGACUUAUUAUCAAGAAUUUUACAAUAAACCAUCAACAAAACUAGAUUAUGAAACAUAUGUCAAUGAAUUAUUGGCAUGCAUGUAGAUAGAUGAUGAAGAUGAUUGUUAAUAUAAAUAAGAUUGA
Paramecium sonneborni is the source of this 810-nucleotide messenger RNA. The record is from the annotation of a GenBank genome assembly. NCBI's taxonomy places the organism in Eukaryota, Ciliophora, Oligohymenophorea, Peniculida, Parameciidae.